UUUGACCUAGACUAGAAUUCUCAAAAAAAAAACCUAGACUAGAUGAACACGACGGGCGCUUUGUGAUUGCGGCGCUAGCUAUAAUUCCCCUCGUAUCUCCUUCCUCAAUACCCCUUGAACUUUCUUUGCCGCCCCAAGGAGUCGCCCGUUCCUUAAGAUGCAGAUCUUUGUGAAGACCCUCGCCGACGAGACCAUCCUGGUCAACGCAGAUCUAUCGGACACAAUCUACAACGUCAAGACGAGGAUUGACGGCGAGCUUUGCGAUCCCCGGUCCCAGCAGUGCCUCAUGUUUGAUGGCAAGGAGCUGGAGGAUGGAUGCAUCAUAGCGGACUACAACAUUGAGGAGGAUUCGACCGUCCAGCUCGCCCUUCUCCCGAAGUGGCCACGGGAAGUGAUGCAAAUCUUUCUGAAGGCGCCCAACAUUCGGCUCCCCAUCGAGGUAGAGAGCGCAGACACCAUAGAGGACGUCAAGAAAAGGAUCCAUGGCACGUGGGGCAUCCCUCCGCAAUCCCAGCUGGCCCUCGUCUUCGACGGGAGGCAGCUAGAGGACGGGCAUGGACUGGAUGGCUACGGCGUCUGCAUGGGGUCCACCCUCCACCUAACCCUUCAUGGGUCAGGGUGGAUGCUCAUCUCUGUCAGGCUGCCUAUUGCCUGCAAGAACCCCAUAAUUCCUCUUAUGGUCCAGAAUUCAGAUACCGUUGACAUAUUUAGGGAGAAGCUCCAGGAAUUGAAGGGGAUUACCGCGUCCGAGCAGCGCAUCAUCUUCCGCGGAAGCCAGCUGAAGGAUGGUCUCACCCUAGCGGAUUGUGGCGUGGUGAAGAACUCGCUCCUCGAUGUGAUCCUCCGUCUGCGUGGUACAAAUUGCCCUGGUUGUGCAAGGAGCAUUGCGCGGCAGUGAGGGGAAGAAGUUGCCUGAAGCUUAAAACUCUUGUCUAUUGGUAUACGCUUUUGAAGCCUUCUCAUCUUUAGCAGUGAAGAGUAAGUUGCUGAGUAGCUAAGUAUGAUCUGUUGCGCAGGGUCUUUGUCAAGUAUUUGUUGAGAUUUUUUUAAUAGACUAAAGCGAGUAGUGUAGUAUCACUUGUCUAGUUCAAUUGCGGGCUCUCUUUACUGAAAUCUUUGUGGUAUUUCAUCUUACGAAGAUUUAUACCACGCAGAAUCCC
This is a messenger RNA of Triticum aestivum (bread wheat), 1160 nucleotides long. RefSeq names its product polyubiquitin-like. Lineage: Eukaryota; Viridiplantae; Streptophyta; Magnoliopsida; Poales; Poaceae. Bases 158 to 898 code for a protein of 246 amino acids. Gene Ontology annotation, molecular function: protein binding. The transcript is spliced from 2 exons. The record is from RefSeq and is a predicted model, not a curated record.